Messenger RNA from Zophobas morio, 1833 nucleotides. It is a transcript of the gene Hs3st-A, whose product is annotated as heparan sulfate glucosamine 3-O-sulfotransferase 1. Gene Ontology annotation, molecular function: [heparan sulfate]-glucosamine 3-sulfotransferase activity. The record is from RefSeq and is a predicted model, not a curated record. NCBI's taxonomy places the organism in Eukaryota, Metazoa, Arthropoda, Insecta, Coleoptera, Tenebrionidae. The transcript is spliced from 5 exons. Bases 306 to 1400 code for a protein of 364 amino acids.
UGUGCAAAUUUGCGAAUGUGUUAAUUAUUAGGAAAAAAGAUUAACUAGUUAUUUCGUACUGUAAUUAUUUUGGUCGAUAAAUUUUGUGAUAAUUUGUUAGAUGUUUAUGUCGUACUUUGUGCUUGUUGGAGAUAAUUGAACUGGAGUCUAGUUAUAGUAACUUGGUGUAGUAGCGGUGCGAGUGUUGUGAUAAAUUUGCUUUAAAACUUUACGAUCUGUUUAGCAAAGGCAGUUUGAAGAGCUUUUGGGCCGUCUCCCUAGGAGAAAUCUUGGAAAAUGAAGAGCAAAAUGUUGCAUUUCCUAAAAUGAGCCCUUCGAAAACUGAUUCCCGGAGAGGAUGUGUGCGUCCGCCGCACUUCGACAUUCUAUGGUUGCCUCGCGCAGCAAUGAGGUCCGUGGAGGGCGAUCCGUCAGACUGCGUCCUCGUCGUGGGGGUUUCCCGACCGAAAAUGGCCUUGGCCAUCUUAACCGUCAUGCUAAUUUCUCUCUUCUUGACAUUUCACUUGAUCUACGACAGCGCCCUCAACAGCCUCCAAACCACCACUCAAGACCACACCAGACCGCCACUUCUUCUGCUGUCGAGGCGGCUCUACCCGGCGGCGGCCCGCAGACUACCACAAGCCAUCAUCAUGGGCGUGAGGAAGUGCGGCACGAGGGCGCUCUUGGAAAUGCUCUAUUUGCAUCCCAUGGUGCAGAAGGCCUCCGGAGAGGUGCACUUCUUCGACAGAGAUGAGAAUUAUAACAAGGGCUUGGAGUGGUACAGGAUGCAGAUGCCGCACUCGUAUUAUGGCCAGAUUACGAUCGAGAAAAGUCCGAGUUAUUUCGUGACGCCUGAAGUACCCGAACGCAUCCGUGCGAUGAACGCCAGCGUAAAGCUCCUGCUAAUAGUCCGUGAGCCCGUGACCAGAGCCAUUUCUGACUACACCCAACUCCGAGCCAACGCUGCAACGGCAUCCCCGGCGCUCCCGACUCCCCCUCCCAAGUCCUUCGAGAGCCUGUCGCUCUUCCCCAACGGCUCCAUCAACGAGGCCUACCGCCCCCUGGCCAUCUCCAUUUACCACAAUUACCUGCACAGGUGGCUGGAAGUGUUCUCGCGCGAGCAGAUCCUGGUGGUCAACGGAGACCUCCUCAUCGAGGACCCCGUGCCGCAGAUCCAGAAGAUCGAACGCUUCCUGGGACUCGAGCCGAGGAUAGGCACGCAUAACUUUUAUUUCAACGAGACCAAGGGGUUUUACUGCCUGCGGAACGAAACGUCCGACAGAUGUCUGAGGGAGACCAAGGGCAGGAAGCAUCCGAGGGUCGAUCCGAACGUCGUUUCCAAGCUGAGGAGGUACUUCGGAGAGCACAAUCAAAAGUUCUACGAGCUGAUCGGGGAGGACCUCGGGUGGCCCGAAGAAUAAUGCGGGUUUUAGUGUUUUGUUGUAUAAAUGAACAUUUCGGAUGAGAUCGAGUCAACUUAAGCGGGCUGCGAAAACUGAGGGAUGAAUCAAGUUUACGUCCUGUUUUAUCAACUUCUGGACUGGUGGCUCAAGCACUAAAAACGUCUUUGUUAAAAUCAGCACUAUGUCUACGAAAUGUCUGUGUUAUUAUUAUAAUAAAAAAAAAACUAAUUUUAACAGUGAAAUUUUACACGACAUUAGUGCAGGCGUCACGCCGACUAAUUUUCGGCUCGGAAUUAUACCUAAAUCUUUGCUUGGAGGACCGCCUAUCCUUAGGGGAAUCGUUUCGGGAAGUAAUUCUUUUAGGCCAUUUUUUGUUCCCGCAGUUUUCCAACCCACUGUAGAAGUUGAUUUGGUCUUACGGAAAAAUGUUUGCUGUAUAUAUAUAUUCCGA